This is a messenger RNA of Monopterus albus (swamp eel), 2551 nucleotides long. It is a transcript of the gene ccdc85b, whose product is annotated as coiled-coil domain containing 85B. Gene Ontology annotation, biological process: negative regulation of DNA-templated transcription. Gene Ontology annotation, cellular component: nucleus. The record is from RefSeq and is a predicted model, not a curated record. The coding region runs from base 703 to 1305 and encodes 200 amino acids. Lineage: Eukaryota; Metazoa; Chordata; Actinopteri; Synbranchiformes; Synbranchidae. The transcript has a single exon.
GAAAGUGUCGGAGGAGGACAUUGUUGUGGUAACAGUCCAUCUCAAGGAUGGUGCACUGAUUUUGAAUGGAUAAUAGGCAAUACUGGAUUGUGAUUUAUUUAUUAUUUUUGUAAUGUAAUAAUGAAUCGUUUGUAAAGACACAAAAGCUGCUGCAGCGUACGAACUAUUCUUCUGUAGCCACUGGGGCAGUGAGUUCAUUCAGCCCAGGAGAGCGGAGCAGCCUGAUGAGACGAUACCAGCCACGUAAAAAUCACAUCUGCAGGGUGUGCAUCCGAGGCUGCUGGAUUAAGGCUCCGUGGAUCGAUCGGGCCUUUGCACAUACAACAUAGGAAAGCCCACGGGGCGAUUGUUGGCUUCAAAAUAUUGCGAAAGUAGGUAAUAAAAGGACUGUUGAAUUCCUGGAGGCCUUUGGAGAGCACAGCUUACUGUUGCGAGGACGGUAGACUGACAUUAAUGGAGGUUUGUGGUUCAUUUUCAUACACGACUUGGACAAAGUAAUCUGAAUAAAGACAUCAAAUGUUUCUGCCUUGAUCGGGCCUCCAGUGCCAUAGUGACUGCAUACAUGCCAUCUGACAGACACAAGAUGAAGAAGAGGACGAGGAUGUGAAGACUGUGACUGUGUUGAGCAUUGAAGCAUCCGGCCACAUCUCAGCGUUUUAAUAAAUUCUCAGGUGCCCUCUAGGUGAAGGUUUUAAAUAGAACAUGGGUAGCGAAAGCGAGAUAAUAAAUAGAGAACUAUCAAAGAUGUCUGACGAGGAUUUGCUGGCUUGCUCCAAAGAGGAGCUGGUGAGCCGGUUGCGUAAAGAAGAGUCAGAGAAAAUAUCAGCUCUCAUCCAGCGAGGACGGCUGAUAAAAGAGGUAAAUAAACAGCUGCAGGGACACCUCCUUGAAAUCAGGGAAUUGAAAGUCAUCAAUCAGCGCCUACAGGAGGAAAACGUGGAGCUGCGGGACCUAUGCUGCUUCCUAGACGACGACCGGCUUAAAGUGAAGAAGCUGGCCAGGGAAUGGCAGCUGUUCGGGCAUCACGCCGCAAAAGUGAUGCGGGAGGACCUGGGCGGGUACUUGAAAAAGCUCGCCGACCUGGAGCGCAUGCAGGACGGCCUGGUGAAGGAGAAUUUGGACCUGAAAGAGCUGUGCCUGGUCCUCGAGGAGGAGUGUGUCAGCAGGAGUGACUCCAGCCCCGGCGGAUCCACCGAGCUCAAUCUGCCCUGCAUGGUGGCCCGGGACUUGGGAGACGGAAGCUCGAGCACAGGCAGCGUGGGAAGCCCCGACCAGCUUCACCUAGUGUGCUCACCUGAUGACUGAUGACAAGUUUAUGUCAAGCAGCUUGGGCUCCUGCGACCUGCAUAAGGAAGCUGCAGGGGUGAUGUGACUGACAGAACAGGAGGCACAGCAGCUUUGUCAGACAGUGCAAAUUAAACUGGAGCAACAGCAUUAGGGCAUUCUGAAUGCUGCAAAGAUCUGUGUGCCACUAGGUUUUGUAAUGAAAAAGAUUCUACCACUAUAGACAUUUUCAAGACAUUACAAAGACCUUUAAAAGAUGUUUGCCAGUUGACACUCUAUCUAAAUUUUACAGUGUUUUUCUAAGGACUCUUCUGCUUAUGGGAAAUUCUCAUUUUCAGUGGUCUGUUGUUGGAAAAAAAAAAUGGGACCAAAAAGUGGGUCACAUAUAUAAAUUUAUCUCAUGCACUGGACUAGCCUACACUGGUAGAAGCCUUUUUCCUAUUGCACUGGACAGCGUUAUCAUGGAUCUUUAAAUCAUAGAUCUAAAGAUUCAUUUCAAUCCAGUUUGAGCCAUAUUUAGUUCACUGAAUUUCAAUAGCACUGAAAUAGAUGAGUUGUGAUAAAAAAUUAAAAAAAACAUGGAACUAUUUGAUAUUUGCUUUUGCUAGAUGCCCAAUAAUGUGUAAUAUUUAUGCACUCUCUUCCUCAGGGCAGGAUUGGAGUGCCAUAUGUGCAUGAGGAUUGUCACAAUUUGUACAUGCCUGUGAAGCAGUCUGAUGUGAAGGCCCCUUCAGGUUUACGUACUGCGGGUGGGGCUGUUGUGCAUAAUGUAACACAUGCUAGAUCCUGCAGAGCCAGUACACCCAUUAAGGGUUUAGAUCAGACAUGAAUGAUAGAUGUCCUUAGACUUCACUCAGAGCUGAACUGGAUAAGUUAUCACUUUUUUAAUCCAACUGGGAACUCUUUGUAUCAAACUGGAAGGUCUACACAUUCUGAUCAUUUCUAUUGUAGCCAGGCUGUUUAAAUUCACUUACAGGACAUUUUUUAUGACGUUGUUGUUGAUGAUGUUCAAUAUGCAUAUCACAGUUUGUUUAAGUUCGUGAUGGUCAGUUCUUUUUUCUGAAACUCAUACUUUGUAUUUGCCCUGUAACAUUAAGGAUAGUCUUAACUUUGACCCAUCUUUAUUGAUUUAUUUGUAUUAACUAGCAUUACUAACCAAUUUCAGUUUAAACCAUAGAUAAUACACAUGGAUUAGAAAAGAUUUAUUUUGUUGUUAGCUGUUUAUUGGUGGGCUAUGCUCGUAGUGAAAUGAAGAGCUUUAAAUGCA